GGCCGGCGCUCCUCCCCUCGCCGCCCGUCCGCCCCUCUCGCCUUCUUUUAUUCCCCACCCGGCCUCCUCUCCUCGCCCUUGCCUCGCCCGCCGCCCCACAUCUAUCCACCCGUCCGUCCGUCCGUCUCCACGCGCAACCGCGAGAGAGAGACAGAGAGAGAGAGAGGGCUAGGUCGUCGUCGUGAGGCGUAGAGAUCUGGGAGGAGGAGCAGGAGGAGGAGCGAUGGACGGGAAGCUGCCGCCGCCGAACCCGAACCUGCCGUACCGGGAGGACUGCUGGAGCGAGGGCGAGACGGCGGCGCUCGUCGACGCCUGGGGCUCGCGCUACCUCGACCUCAACCGCGGCAGCCUCCGCCAGCCGCAGUGGCGGGAGGUCGCCGAGGCCGUCAACUCCCGCCCGGGGGCCUCCGCGCGCCGCCGACCGCCGCGCACCGACAUCCAGUGCAAGAACCGCGUCGACACGCUCAAGAAGAAGUACAAGGCCGAGCGCGCCCGCGGCGGGUCCUCGCCGUGGGCCUUCUACGGCCAACUCGACCUCCUCGUCGGGCCAACGCUCUCCGGCGCCGCCGCCGGCGGCGGCGGCGGCAAGAAGCCGUCCCCGCCGCGCGCCGCGCUGCCCGUGUUCAGGAGGCGCCGGUCGCCGUCGCGCUCCCCGUCGCCGCAAUCGCCACCGCCGCUUCCCAUGGCGCUCCCCCUCACCAAUUACCACCGCGGCUCCAAUCUCCCCUCGGCGAACCUCAUCCACAAGGCGGCCGCGGCAGCCGCCGCCGCUGCCACGGAGUCUGAAUCAGAAGACGGCUACAACAACGACUACGACGAUGAUGACGGCUAUCAGCAGUCGCCGUCGCGCUCUGUAUCUUCACGCUCCGGUGGUGGUGCCACUGCCGCCGCUCCUGCUGUCGGCAGCAAGAGGAAGAUGAGCAGCGGGAGUGGUGGGUUCGGGGAGCUAGCGAGGGCAAUUGAGACAUUUGCGGAUAUGUACGAGCGCAUGGAGGCCGCGAAGCAGAGGCAUGCGGAGGAGAUGGAGAGGCAGCGGAUCAAGUUCCUCAAGGAUCUGGAGCUCAAGCGUAUGCAGGCUUUUGUGGACAUGCAGCUGCAGCUUGCAAGGGCAAAGCACGCCAGGAAGGGUGACGCUUCAUCGGAGAUGCUAAUGUCUCUAGCGGCACUGCCGUUCCUCAGCAGCCCUUCUUACCUCUGAAUUGAAGAAAGAGUUAGAUUGUUAGGAGCCAAGCUAACGAGAUGAUAUCGUCCUUCGAUGAAGAUCCACUAGGUUCAUUGGUAGCAGUUUGGUAUAUAGACGGCCUGAAGUUGGUAGUGCGAAACAGAGCAAGCUUGCUAAUAGCGCGAUACCCUGUUCUCGCCAAUCCAUCCCGAAGUGUGGACGACAGAUCUAAUUCCUUUCCCUUGCCUUUUAUAGUUUUGAUGAGUCGCUGAACGGAGUCAUGUAAACUAAGCCCUUUUAUCUUUUGGUUUCUUUUGCGGUUCUCAUGAGUUUUGUAACUAAACUUUAAAUGGAGCAGUUCAAUUCUAAAUUUUACCCCAUGUCAUGGAUUCACUGAUUGAAUUAUUGGCAUACGGCUUUGACCAA
Messenger RNA from Setaria italica (foxtail millet), 1588 nucleotides. Its product is annotated as trihelix transcription factor ASIL2. Bases 224 to 1198 code for a protein of 324 amino acids. Gene Ontology annotation, cellular component: nucleus. The transcript is spliced from 2 exons. The record is from RefSeq and is a predicted model, not a curated record. Gene Ontology annotation, molecular function: transcription cis-regulatory region binding. Lineage: Eukaryota; Viridiplantae; Streptophyta; Magnoliopsida; Poales; Poaceae.